GUUUUAUACUUUACUGCUACCAUCUGUUCGUGGACUACUAUUAGAGUGAAAUGAUUCUGUAUUUAAACAUCCUGGUACUGAUCCUCCUGCAGUCGGCUAUGUCAAGCCCAAUACCACAGACCACACCAACCAGAGGAUGUGUCACCUGUAAAUCAAAGCCCACAAGGGCUCAGCCGACUGUGGAUUUAAACUCCACAGCUCUGGCUGCUGGAGAGCCAUGUGGGGUCUACACUCUGGGCUGUGCCAAUGGUCUACGCUGUGCUCCUCCUGAGGAUGAGGUGAGGCCGCUCCGUGCUCUGCUGGAGGGCAGGGGAGUCUGCAGCAACGCCAGUAGCACCAGCCCGACGGAUAAGACCCAGACAGCAGACCCAACACCCACUGAGGAUCCAAACGAGGCUCCGUGUCGUAAACUUCUGACUACCCUUAUCAAAGGUCUUAAUGCCCAUUUGUUUAACUCACAACAUGACAUCUACAUGCCCAACUGUGACAAGCGAGGUUUCUUCAGGAAAAAGCAGUGCUGGUCAUCUCGAGGUAAGCAGCGUGGAAAGUGCUGGUGUGUGAAUCAGAACGGCAUGCCACUCACCUCACCAACCAGACACAGGGGCCAACUGAGCUGUUAGAAAAGCACAAAGCCUAAGCCAACGCAAAGGUUUAUUUAAUGGGACCGACGUGAGAUAACGAUGAAGGAACAACAUACAGCAACUAAAGGCGCUCGGCACUGUCUCACAUUUCAUUCUCCAACAGCCAGAAGCAGCUCUCCACCAAUAAGAAGCUGCCUCAAAACCAGGUGUAACUUUGUCUCUUUGCGCCCUCUACUGAACAUAACAGGACUCUAAUAAUCCAACAUCCUUUUUGACAUUGACUUUUCUGAGCUGGAGAUUUAUAUUAAAUUUAAAUAAGCAUACAUUACCCAGCCAUGUGUCAUAUUGUAACAAAGACGACACAUAUUCAAUUUGUUCACCAUUGGAUUUCAGAAUUUUAACUUAGUAAUAAAAAUUGUACUGUUUCAUGUCAUUAACCA
This is a messenger RNA of Notolabrus celidotus (New Zealand spotty), 1021 nucleotides long. RefSeq names its product insulin-like growth factor-binding protein 5. Gene Ontology annotation, biological process: regulation of insulin-like growth factor receptor signaling pathway. Gene Ontology annotation, cellular component: extracellular region. Gene Ontology annotation, molecular function: insulin-like growth factor II binding; insulin-like growth factor I binding; fibronectin binding. Bases 51 to 620 code for a protein of 189 amino acids. The transcript has 4 exons. Lineage: Eukaryota; Metazoa; Chordata; Actinopteri; Labriformes; Labridae. The record is from RefSeq and is a predicted model, not a curated record.